CAACCCCUCGCCCACCAUGACCUCCUUCCAACUGGAUAGUCUCUUCAAUGUCAAGGGGAAAGUAGUGUUAAUCACUGGCGGCAGCCGUGGAAUUGGCAAAAUGAUUGCGACUGGGUUCGUCAAGAACGGGGCCAAGGUGUAUAUCUCAGCGCGCUCCGCCAAGGACUGCGCAGAAACGGCCGGCGAGCUCAAUGCGCUCGGACCUGGAUCAUGCGUCGCGCUCCCCGCGGAUAUGCAGAAGCUCGAGGAGGUCGAUAGGCUCGUCAAGGAACUCAGCACGCGCGAGAAGGCGCUACACGUCCUCGUUAACAAUGCCGGAGCAGCUUGGGGAGCGACACUCGAUGAUUAUCCCGAUGCAGCCUGGAGCAAGCUCCUUACACUUAACCUCCAACGAGUGUUCACCCUGACACAGAAGUGCCUUCCUCUCUUUCGAGAGGCGGCUGAGCAGGGUGGUCUGGACAACGGUGCAUACAGGGACCCUGCCCGCAUCAUCAAUAUCGGCUCGGUGGAGGGCCUCACCGUGCCAGACCACGAGACAUACGCUUACUCUGCGUCGAAGGCCGGCCUGCAUCACCUCAGCCGGAACCUUGCCGGUCGCCUCGGGUGCGAAGGCAUAACUAGCAACACGCUCGCAUGCGGUCCCUUUGAGAGCAAGAUGAUGGCGCACACGCUGCGUGAACAGGGCGAGAUCAUCCGCGCGAGCAUCCCGCUCGGACGCAUCGGCACGCCCGAGGAUGUCGCGGGCGCGUGCAUUUUCCUCGCAAGCCGCGCCGGCGCGUACGUCAACGGCGCGACUAUCCAGGUCGACGGCGGGAGCGUCGUUCGCAUGGGCUCCUUGAUUCCUUCGAAGCUAUAACCUAGCGAUUUGCGAGGACAUGACGGUUGGACCAGGCGUCUGGAUAACGGCGACGGUCAAGUCGGUGGAGCGGCUGUCCAAAGCGUAUCGACUCUGCAUUUGGUUGUACCGGUAUCAUAUCGUGAAUACGUGUCAAAGCUCAAGAUCAUGAUUCC
Messenger RNA from Trametes versicolor FP-101664 SS1, 1011 nucleotides. RefSeq names its product NAD-P-binding protein. The record is from RefSeq and is a predicted model, not a curated record. The coding region runs from base 17 to 856 and encodes 279 amino acids. NCBI's taxonomy places the organism in Eukaryota, Fungi, Basidiomycota, Agaricomycetes, Polyporales, Polyporaceae. Gene Ontology annotation, molecular function: oxidoreductase activity. The transcript is spliced from 8 exons.